AUGCAAGCUGGAUCCAAGGACCCAACCGGUUUGGAUAACCCCGGUUCUGAAGCAGGCAUCUCGGCCGCUUUAUCUGGUUCCGGUGAAGCCACCGAAUCUAGCAAUCAGACCAGUGCAGUAUCUCAAAAUGUCCCCGAUGGAACAAAUGAACCCGCUCCCCAGUCCAGUAGUACACAACUGUCUGCCGCAGCCUCAUUCUUCACCAGGUACGUGCUGUACACCAUAUUUUCUCUUCGUAUCAAUUGA
Molecule: messenger RNA, 246 nt
Organism: Echinostoma caproni
Lineage: Eukaryota; Metazoa; Platyhelminthes; Trematoda; Plagiorchiida; Echinostomatidae
Source: the annotation of a GenBank genome assembly